AUGGAAAGCCAAAGAUUCAAAGUUGAUGCUGAUGCUUUGGCUAUAUUGGUAGCAAUGUUCAAGUUAAAUCAAAAUGCUAAAAUCCAACCCAUUAAGUUGAGCUUGCGAGAGAAACUAGCCCACUGUUUAAAUGUUGAGAAAGAAGUUAAUGGAAAACCAUGGUAUUUUGAUAUAUUACAACAUAGAAGUCGAGACCAAACACCAUUAAGAUGUGUGAAUGUUGCUGAAGCUAAAAAGUUGCUAGAAGAAAUCCAUAGAGGUAUUUGUGAAACUCAUGCAAAUGGUAACAUAAUGACUAAGCAAAUCACGAGAGCAUGA
This is a messenger RNA of Durio zibethinus, 318 nucleotides long. NCBI's taxonomy places the organism in Eukaryota, Viridiplantae, Streptophyta, Magnoliopsida, Malvales, Malvaceae. The record is from RefSeq and is a predicted model, not a curated record.